Messenger RNA from Oppiella nova, 976 nucleotides. The record is from the annotation of a GenBank genome assembly. Lineage: Eukaryota; Metazoa; Arthropoda; Arachnida; Sarcoptiformes; Oppiidae.
GUUCGGUAUAAUCGCUAUUUUCACAUCCCUGGUCAUAUUCCUCACUGUUAAAACUGAAAAAUUAUAUGAGAAUAAGGGGAACGUAACAUACCGUCAGUUGCUAUCAAAUGUGGGAAUCAUUAUCAAUGUGUUGAUUACCAUGAAUGCCGGCGCUCUCAUCGGAUUCAAUACAACGACACUGGAGUUGCAUUUGGAAGAUAUAACAGAGUUGUCGGCAUCAAUGGUUGGCCUCAUAUUCUUGAUAUCGGGUGUAAGUCUUGUGGCAUUCAAUCACAUUUGGGAGCAUUUGGCCCAUAAAAUCAAUAAUAAGUUCACAAUUAGUUUAAUCGGAUGCCUGUCGGCGCUGAUAUGUCUGACAAUUAUAGGACCCAUACCUAUGAUAGAGAUUGAGCCUCAAUUGUAUUUGGUAAUAAUAUCACAAGUAUUGCUUGGGCUGGGAAUCAGUGCAUUAUUGGUGGGAACAUUUGCUCAGGGUACUCGAGAGACCGUUAGAGGAGGGUUUAUAGAGUGUUCGUCCACUACGGCAGUCCUAUCAUCACUGUUCACCACAUUUGAGGCUUUGGGGGAUGCAUUUGGUCCGGUAGUCGGCGGCACUCUUAUGGAAAGUUUUGACUAUUCCUGGUCUUCGUUCCCAUUCUUUGCUUUUCAACUAUUUUUGAUGGGCGCUAUUAUUAUAUACUGUUUGUGGCGAGAGUAUAAUAAGGAUAAUCAGGAUGAUUUUGUUGUUGAUAAUAGUAUAUAUCACGUCGAUAAUAGUGAUGACGUUAAGAUGCGACAAACAGGUAACUUAUGGCUCGUAAUAGUGUCCCAAAUACUACUGGGUUUAGGUAUCAGUUCGUUACUGAUCGGCACAAUAGCCCAGAGCACCCGGGAGACCAUGAGGGCCGGGUUUGUGGUCAAUACGUCCACAACAGCUAUACUCACAUCACUGUUGACCACCAGCGAGUCGUUAGGGUUUGUAUCACUUUAUUAAUGC